This is a messenger RNA of Vigna umbellata (rice bean), 1166 nucleotides long. RefSeq names its product putative xyloglucan endotransglucosylase/hydrolase protein 33. Gene Ontology annotation, biological process: cell wall biogenesis; xyloglucan metabolic process. Gene Ontology annotation, molecular function: hydrolase activity, hydrolyzing O-glycosyl compounds; xyloglucan:xyloglucosyl transferase activity. The record is from RefSeq and is a predicted model, not a curated record. NCBI's taxonomy places the organism in Eukaryota, Viridiplantae, Streptophyta, Magnoliopsida, Fabales, Fabaceae. Gene Ontology annotation, cellular component: apoplast; cell wall.
UAAGCAAAAACUACGAGCCCCAUUCAUUAAACCACACCCAAUAUAUACCCAAUCAAUCUGACAUGUUUUCUCCUCACAUGUCCACAAAACAUGGCACUUUGGCAACAAAAGCUAGGCUUCUCAUAUCUACUAAUCCUUUGCUUAGCCACUGUGGUUUCUUCACACAACAGACCUUUUACAGUUCCAACUGUCACACGCUUGACGGAUUCUUUUCCUACUGUCCCAAUUGAUCAAGCUUUUUCUAAGGCCUUUGGGGCCUCCAAUGUCCAGUUUCUCAGCAAUGGGUCCACGGCCACACUGGCUCUCGACAAACUCUCAGGUUCCGGCUUGGUGUCACAAAGAAGAUACUACUAUGGAUUCUUCAGUGCUGCAAUCAAAUUGCCCUCUGGUUUGUCACCUGGAGUUGUUGUUGCUUUUUAUCUGUCUAAUGCAGAUAAAUUCCCUCACAACCAUGAUGAAAUAGACAUUGAAAUUUUGGGUCAUGAUAAAAGAAAUGACUGGGUUAUUCAAACGAAUGUCUAUGCCAAUGGAAGUGUCAGCACAGGGAGAGAAGAGAAAUUCUAUUUCUGGUUCGACCCAACACAGCAGUAUCAUCUUUACAGCAUCUUGUGGAACAGUUAUCACACAGUGUUCUUAGUGGACAAUGUUCCAGUGAGGGAAUUCAUACAUAGCAACACAAAUCCUUCUAUUUAUCCAUCAAAACCAAUGUCGGUGUAUGCCACAAUAUGGGAUGGUUCAGAAUGGGCUACUCAUGGAGGCAAAUACCCAGUUAACUACAAGUAUGCACCAUUUGUUGCUUCAUUUGCACAAGUAAAACAGAGUGGCUGCAUAUCUGAUCCCACAGCACCAGUUUCUGCAUGUUCUAAGGUCAACCCUUCUGCCCAAGACCCAGUCAAUGGACCAGAGUUUACUAAGCUAUCACAGCAGCAAGUAGAAGCUAUGGAUUGGGCAAGGAGGAAACUCAUGUUUUACUCUUACUGCAAUGACAGACCCAGAUUCAAAGUCAUGCCACCAGAAUGCCACUAAUACAAAUUUAUUCACAAAAAUUACGAAAAGAGAAUUUCUGAAAACAAUUUAUGGGAAAUCAUGAAGGAAGCUAUAUAUCCAAGUCAUUUUUUAUAUAUUUUUUUUUCACCUGAGUGGAGAAUAAUACUAUUGUUGGAAGU